AUGUCCAAGGUCGAUUCUGAAAUUUUCCAUCAUGGCAAGACCUUCUGCAUUUCGGAAUUGAUUGGAGAGAAUGCCGUAUUUUGGUACUACGGCCUUGCAACCGACCUUUAUGAGUACGGGUACGUGCUGGAUGUUGGCUCCGGCGUUGGCGGUCCUGCCCGAGAGAUUGUCAAGUUCACCGAUGCUAAUGUGGUCGGGUUGAACAACAAUGACUACCAAAUCGAGCGUGCGACUGGUUACACCGAGCGCAUGGGAUUGAGCCACAAACUCAGCUUCGUUAAAGGAAACUUUAUGCAGAUGAAAGUCCCCGGUGGCACAUUUGACGCGGCCUAUGCGAUUGAGGCCACAGUCCAUGCUCCUGAACUGGAGAGUGUGUACUAG
Aspergillus udagawae is the source of this 381-nucleotide messenger RNA. Its product is annotated as SAM-dependent methyltransferase. Gene Ontology annotation, cellular component: endoplasmic reticulum. Gene Ontology annotation, biological process: ergosterol biosynthetic process. The transcript is spliced from 3 exons. The coding region runs from base 1 to 381 and encodes 126 amino acids. Lineage: Eukaryota; Fungi; Ascomycota; Eurotiomycetes; Eurotiales; Aspergillaceae. The record is from RefSeq and is a predicted model, not a curated record. Gene Ontology annotation, molecular function: sterol 24-C-methyltransferase activity.